This is a messenger RNA of Callithrix jacchus (white-tufted-ear marmoset), 7383 nucleotides long. Lineage: Eukaryota; Metazoa; Chordata; Mammalia; Primates; Cebidae. The record is from RefSeq and is a predicted model, not a curated record.
GCGGUGGCUGCAGAGAGGGAGGCCGGAUCCCCCUCGUGGCUGGGAGCCAGAGGGGUGCAUUUCGACCUGCCCAACAUACUUUAUAGGGCUCUGGCUGGAAUUCGCACCCAAGUCCUCGCUGAAAUCCCGGGCGAGGCCAAUUUGUCCCAGAUGUUACUUCUUAAUCAUAAAUAACUAGCAAGAGGAGUCUGUGGCCCUCGCGACUGUGAAGUGCAUUCUUAGCUUCCCUCUGCUGGGGAAAUGACUGGAUGGUUCCUCGUAACCGCACGCAUACUUACCUUGAGAAAAGCCAGGCCCGACCGGGCACGGUGGCUCACGCCUGUAAUCCCAGCACUUUGGGAGGCCAAGGCGGGCCGAUCACCUGAGGUCAAGAGUUCGAGACCAGGCUGGCCAACAUGGAGAAACUCCUGUGAUAACCUGCUUUUUGUUAGCUUAAACGGACUCUCUCUUUCUUAGCUGAGAGCUGUUCAGGCUUCUUGUUAGCUUCUUGAGCCGGACAGACUCUAUCUUAGCUUCUUCAUUUUAGUUAUUCCCCUCUUUAAGUAUGUAACUGUCGUAUGUAGCUGGGGCAGGAUAACACUGGGCACAUCCUGGAGUGCAUUUGCUAAUAAAAGGCUGAGUUGAGCGGUACCAGCAGAGCCUGAGAAAGAAGGUGCUUUCGAGUACCCAGAGCCCCCAUAUGUGUAAAUUGUAUGUCUUUUUAUGACAGCUUUAGCCCUUGCACCGGUACUGUUUUAUUUCUCACGUACUAGUUUAUCUUUUAACUUUUUGCUUUCUCUGCAUCUGUGAAAAAACUGCUUCAGCUAGUUUUCCCCCUCCCUUUUCAAACUAGGGUAUAAAAAAAUCCCCUAACUUUUGGGCAUUAGCAACCUCUCGGUUGCCUGCUAAAAUAAGGGACUCAUAAUUCAAUCUCAGAGCGUGGCGCAUUCCUUAAUUCGCUUGGGUGUAAUACUCCGUCUCUACUAAAAAUACAAAAAAUAACCGGGCGUGGCGCCUGUAAUCUUAGGUACUGGAAGGGGCUGAAGUGGGAGAAUUGCUUGAACACACGGGAGGUGGAGGUUGCAGCAAGCCUAGAAUACGCCACUGCACUCCAGCCUGGGCGAUAGAGCCAGACCCAGUCUCAAAGAAAUAAAGGGCCAGGCGCAGUGGCUUAUGCCUGUUAUCCCAGCACUUUGAGAGGCCGAGGCGGGGCAGAUCAGGAGGUCAGGAGUUCAAGACCAGCCUGGCCAAUAUGGUGAAACCCCAUCUCUAGUAAAAAUAUAAAAAUUAGCUGGGCUUCGUAGCGCACGGCUGUAGUCCCAGCCACUCGGGAGGCUGAGGCAGAAAUCGCUUGAACCCGGGAGGCAGAGGUUGCAGUGAGCAGAGAUCGCGCCACUGCACUCCAGCCUGAGCUACAGAGCGAGACCUGUCUCAAAUAAAAUGAAAAAAAAAAGGCCAUCCAAAAGUGAGAAGGAAAAACAAAGCCGGUUUAUCUGGCCGUUUUGGAAAACUGUCAUCUGGAUAACGGGCUGUCUAACCCUGUAAUUACGAGAAAAACCCAAGUUUUAAGAAACGAGUUGAAGAAGAGGAACUCUUCCUACAAGAAAUGGAAGUUUAUAUAUAAGACGCUUCCCUUUAAACCGAUUGUACAGUGUGGUAGGACUCGGAUAGGAAACUGGACGGCAAGGAGACUUUGUUAAAACACAAGAGAACCCCUAGCGUAAAGCCUCAAGCCUCCGGAGCAUGUCGGCGGAACGGACUUAACCACGGAACCCCACUUCCCGGGUGCAGUUUUCCAGCCGGAGUCAGGGUCAGAGGCAGUCUUUCCUACUGCGCAGGCGCGGUGCUACUUACCCAUUAGGGAAGCAAUGUGGCUACUGUGCCUGUCAGCGGUGAUCCUGGCAUGGGGCUUCCUAUGGGUUUGGGACUCCUCAGAACGAAUGAAGAGUCGGGAGCAGGGCGGACUGCUGGGAGCCGAAAGCCGGACUCUCCUGGUCAUAGCGCACCCUGACGAUGAAGCCAUGUUUUUUGCUCCCACAGUGCUAGGUUUGGCCCGCCUAAGGCAUCGGGUGUACCUGCUCUGCUUCUCUGCAGGAAAUUACUACAAUCAAGGAGAGACUCGUAAGAAAGAACUUUUGCAGAGCUGUGAUGUUUUGGGGAUUCCACCCUCCAGUAUAAUGAUUAUUGACCACAGGCACCAGGCUGGAGUGGAGUGGUGUGAUCUCGGCUCACUGCAACCUCUGCCUCCUGGGUUCAAGCAAUUCUCCUGCCUCAGCCUCCUGAGUAACUGGGAAUACAGGGAUUUUCCAGAUGACCCAGGUGUGCAGUGGAACACAGAGCAUGUGGCCAGCGUCCUCCUCCACCAUAUAGAAGUGAAUGGCAUCAAUCUGGUGGUGACUUUCGAUGCAGGGGGAGUAAGUGGCCACAGCAAUCACAUUGCUCUGUAUGCGGCUGUGAGGGCCCUGUACUUAGAAGGAAAGUUACCUAAAGGGUGCUCUGUGCUCACGCUUCAGUCUGUGAAUAUGCUGCGCAAGUACAUCUCCCUUCUGGAUCUGCCCUUGUCCCUGCUUCAUACGCAGGAUGUCCUCUUCGUGCUCAACAGCAAAGAAGUGGCACAGGCCAAGAUCACACAAAAGUUGGGAAGAGAAGGAUGUCAACUAGACUACAUCAAAAUUUGGGCAGAGGGAGGACAAAGAGCUGCCUAAAGAAACUGGGAGCUGGAGCAAACUGCAGAGAUCAAGAUGGCCCUGAUGAACGGAACCAGCAUUCCAGGUCAGCCACAUUCAGGAGCACCACCAAGGCACGGCAGGGAAAGCAAAGUUGCUGGCCCCAAUCAUUCCUCCUUUUCAGGACAGAAGAGGCAGAAGCUCACUCUUUAGACAUGUUCUUGAUGGUCUUGUGCUCCUUCAUGGCCUUCUCCCAGUUGCUGCCAUUGAAUUCCUCUGUGACCAUACUCUGCACAGUGCCCUCAUCCAGGCAGUGGGGGGCGAUUCCUAGGAGAAAGUGGCACAAAGGGGGAUCCCCAGUAUAGUGAGACCAGAUGCAGUACUAGCUCUUGGAUGAGCCCCCACCUGCAGGCAUCAUCAUGCUACACAUUAGGGCUUCCAAAGGAUAUGCCACAGCUUAUGGCUUCAGCAAUGAGACCCACAGGCUGCCGGCUGGCUCGGAAAGCACUGGCUCCAGCCUGCAGAUUCAGUUCUCUAGCUCACUUUCCUCAGCUGCCAGAUGGGAGUCACACUCCUUGAACCAGGGAUGGCCAAUGCUAGACAUCAUUCAACACCAAGUUGGGAGUGCAACGUGCAGAAAAGAGCAGCCCGAGCAAUCUCUGACUGGCAGCCUAAAGAAUUCAUAGGCCUUUCUUGUGUUUAGAUAGAUAACUUUCUUUUUUGAGAUGGCAUUUCUUUGCUGUUAUCGCCCAGGCUGGAGUGCAAUGGCAUGAUCUUGGCUCACCACCUCCCGGAUUCAAGCAGUUCUCCUGCCUCAGACUCCCAAGUUGGUGGGAUUACAGCCAUGUACCAUCAUGCCUGGCUGACUUUGUAUUUUUAGUAGAUGUUUAUUAUUCGUUAAAAAGAACAGAGAUGGGGUCUCGCUAUGUUUCCCAGGCUGGUCUCAAACUCCUGAGCUCAAUCUUCCCACCUUGGCCUCCCAAAGUGCUGGGAUACAGGUGUGAGCCUCUGCGACCAGCCAGUCCUGCUUGUUUUUUGAACAACCAAAAAGCUUUUAAAUGGCAUUAUCAAUGCUCCCUGAACUUGCCUCCUUCACUCCCUUAACCCCUGUCAUUAUUAAAGCUGCCUUCCCUGGCCCCACAAGCCCAUCUGCCCACCCCUCUACUUCCUACCCUUCAACACCAUCCCCAGCAACACCAGCUCUGGCAGCAGUGGUGAAUGAGAAUCAGAACCUGGAUGGCCUCCAAGUCCAACUUCACCACGUUAAGAUACGGAAUUCAGACAGGCUUCACCAGAGCCCGACUCACACUCCAUCAUGUGGAGAGUGUUCUGCUGAGGAGUGCUGUUCCUCUAAGAUACGCAUGUGACAGGGUCUAGUCAGUGACCCACCUGUCCAACCAAGACUUUAAGUGAGAGCACCAUGGGCCUCUCUGUCUCUGUGUCCUCCUGAGCUCGCAGUCCAUCCCCUUUACUCACCGAAGCCUCCAGGGUUGGAGCGUGGAGUAUAGAAGCUCUGAACGCCACAUCUCUUACAGAAGGUAUGCUGGGCUUUGUGCGUAUUGAACGUGUAAGUUGUUAUGUGCUCAGCUCCCUAGGUGAAAACAGACAAACAGGUGUUCUCUUUUUACAGAGAUUUAUUUACUUAUUUAUUUUGAGGUGGAGUCUCCCACUGUUGCCCAGGCUGGAGCGCAGUGGCACAAUCUCAGCUUACUGCAACCUCCGCCUCCCAAGUUCAAGCGAUUCUCUUUCCUCAGCCUCCUGAGUAGCUGGGAUUACAGGCGCCCACCAUCACAACCUGCUAAUUUUUUGUAUUUUUAGUAGAGACGGGGUUUCACUAUGUUGACCAGGCUGGUUUUGAAUUCCUGACCUCAUGAUUUCCUGCAUCAACCUCCCAAAGUGCUGGGAUUACAGGCGUGAGCCACUGUGUCCACCCACAAAGAGAUUUCCCAAUACGUUGAAAGGCUGAGGUGGGCAGAUCACUUGAGCCCAGGAGUUCAAGACCAACCUGGGCAACACUGUUUCUACAAAUAAUACAAAAAUUAACCAGGUACACUGGCACACCUCUGUAGUCCCAGCUACUCAGGAGGUGAGGUGGGAGGAUCAGUUGAGCCUGGAGAGGUGGAGGCUGCAGUGAGCUGAGAUCGUACCAUUUAAAAAAAAUCUUUAAAAAACUUAACAAGGGGAGCCCUUUUGUAGGGCUCUUAUUAUUAUGAGGCCAUUUCCUAUCUCCUGUAAAAGACUGGGACCUUCUUGAAGACAGAGACCCAUCUACACUAUCCACGUCAGUCUGGACCAUGACAGCUCACAACUAACUUCCCUUAGGUCAACUGCACACAGAAUUCAGUCUUGAGUCUUCCCUGAUCUAUCACAUCAGGGAGGGAAAAUGCUUGCUUCCCGGGGCCUACAUGGAGAGACAGUUCACCCAAGGGACUGGCUCUCCAUGUCCCCAAACAGCACGGCUCAAGGUCUUAAGAAAACCAUUGGCUGUUCUUAAUUUAUCCACAAAGGACAAACCAGGAAAAAAAUAUUUGGGAGACAUCAUAGACAGGCUAAUCUCCUUAAUGGAUAAUACAAAUAGGAGACUACACAAAGGACAUGAAAAGACAGUUCAGAUAAAAAGAAAAAUAAAUCAGUUUUUUAGCCUAUGAAAUGCUCACCCAUAUGAACUGCAAUGAGAUGUAUUUCACUAUCAAGCGGGCAAAAUCAAAGCUGUUAACACAGUAUUGACAAGUAUGUAGAGAAAUGUGUUCACAUAUAUCAGUCACAGGAAUAGGAACUGGCAAAAUUUAGCAACAUCUACCAAAAAUUUAAAGUGUAGUGUACUUAUCCUUUAGCAUACAAUUCCAUUUCCUGAAAUUUAUGUUACAGAUAUGUCAAAUGUCUCAAUGACAUAGGCAUAUAGAUACUACAGCACUGUUUAUAAAAGCUCAAGAUUGGAAAAAUUUUAAAUGUCCAUCAAUAGAGGACAGGUUAGGCAUUAUGAACAUUCAUAAAAUGGAAUACUCUCCAACUUUUGAGAAGAAUGAGACAGCUCUACAAAUACUAACGUGGGACAAUUGCCAAGGUUACAAAGUUAAGCAAGGUAUAGGCCAGGCGCAGUGGCUCAUGCCUGUAAUCCCACCACUUUGGGUGGCGGAGGUGGGCAGAUCACUUGAGGUCAGGAGUUUGAGACCAGCUCGGCCAACAUGGUGAAACCUCAUCUCUACUAAAAAUAUAAAAACUAGCCAGGUGUGGUGAUGGGCACCUGUAGUCCCAGCUAAUAGGGAGGCUGAGGCAGGAGAAUCACUUGAGCCUGGGUGGCAGAGGUUGCAGUGAGCUGAGAUCACACCACUGCACUCCAGCCUGGGUGACAAAGUGAGACUCUAUCUCAAACAAAAAAUUAAAGUGUAAAACAACGUAUGUAGUGUAUAUUACCCUUUCUUUCUUUUUCUUUUUAUUUUCUUUUAAUUUUUUUAAUAGACGGGGUUUCACCAUGUUGGCCAGAAUGGUCUCGAUCUCUUGACCUCAUGAUCCGCCCGCCUCGGCCUCCUAAAGUGCUAGGAUUACAGGCGUGAGCCACCGCGCCUGGCUCGCUCUCUUUCUCUCUCUCUCUUUUUUUUUUUAAGGCAACAUACUGUUAUGUGUGGUUUUGGUUUUUUUUUUUGAGACAAGGUCUCUGUUACUGGAGUAUGAUGGUAUAAUCACACCUUACUGCAGCCUUGACCUCCCAGGUUCAAGUGAUCUCCCACCCCGCCCCCACCACUGGUAGCUGGGAAUAUAGGUAUGCAACACCACACCUAGCUGAUUUUUUAAUUUUUGUAGACAUGGUGUCUCACUAUGUGGCCCAGGCUGGUGCUGAACUCCUGGGCUCAAGCGAUCUGCCUGCCUUGGCCCUCCAAAGUGCUGGGACUAUAGGCAUGGGCCACCGUGCCUGGCCUGUAUGUGCUUUUAUAUGCGUAUGCAUCUUUGAAAAGGGAUCCAAGAAACAGUGGUUUACCUUUAGGGAGAGAAAUUAGACAGCUGAACGGGAGGGGAUGGAGGUUUCUUAUUGUUAAACUUCUUUACACUUAUCCAGCCACUAGCAUACCAUCCAGAAUUGUGCUUCCUAUAGAAACAGCUCCCUGAGGAGCCUUGCUCAUGCCACAGCCACUGCAGUACAGAGGAGAAGCAAAGGACUGCCAAGUGGUCCCAAGUCAUCCAGCAAUAUCUGGAUAGAAUUAAAAUCCUGCCCAACCUCACAUUACCCAUAAUGUGCUAAAAGUCUUUUUUAAAAAAUCUGUAAUCUUUAACUCAGAGAUUUUCUUUCCUUUUUUUUUUUUUUUUUUUUUUUGAGAGGGAGUCUUGCUCUGUUGCCCAGGCUAGAGUGCAGUGGCACGAUCUUGGCUCACUGCAACCUCCGCCUCCCAGGUUCAAGCUAUUCUCCUGCUUCAGCCUCCUGAAUAGCUGGGAUUACAGGCAAGAACCACCACACAAGGCUAAUUUUUGUGUUAUUAGUUGAGACAGGGUUUCACCAUAUUGGCCAGGCUGAUCUUGAGUCCUGAACUCCCAACCUCAUGAUCCACCGGCCUCCCAAAGUGCUGGGAUUACAGGCGUGAGCCACCAUGCCCGGCCUUUUUUUUUCCCCCACUGCUCCUUGUGGAGCAGGAUAUAGGAAGUGUGCCCAGAGUUGCCAGAGAACUUAUUUCUAAGAGAAUUGAUCCUAAGGAAGAAAUUUCUAAAUUGUCAAAAAUCUGUAACAAGGAGGUUCACCACAAUGUCA